Molecule: messenger RNA, 5357 nt
Organism: Mya arenaria
Lineage: Eukaryota; Metazoa; Mollusca; Bivalvia; Myida; Myidae
Product: methionine synthase-like
Exons: 31
Coding region: 95-3874 (1259 amino acids)
Biological process (GO): pteridine-containing compound metabolic process
Molecular function (GO): cobalamin binding; methionine synthase activity; zinc ion binding
Source: RefSeq, a predicted model, not a curated record
CCGUCAACAUCUGAGGUUAGCUGUACUGUAAAUAAAUAAUUAAAGUCCAAUUCUGAUCUGCUUUCGAGUAGGUUGUUUUGAUAUUUUUAUAAAUAUGUCAGCCACUUCUGAAUCUGGAGAUGUCAUUGGUGAAAAGCAAGAUGUCACUGCGGAAAUCCUUGCCACCCUGAAGGAGCGCAUCAUGAUAUUUGAUGGGGGCAUGGGGACCAUGAUUCAGCAACACCGCUUUGAGGAGGAGGAUUUCCGAGGGUCAGAGUUCAGGGACCAUCUCAAGAACCUGAAGGGAAACAACGACCUGCUCUCACUAACCAAGCCCAAUGUCAUAUAUGACAUACAUAAGUCAUACAUGGAGGCGGGUGCAGAUUUUGUUGAAACCAACACAUUCAGUGGAACAAGAAUUGCACAGGCAGAUUAUGGAUUGGAAUCGCUGACAUACAGAUUAAAUUUUGAAUCUGCUAAGCUGGCAAAAAGAGCAGCUGCAGAUGUAUCUAGGGCCACUGGCGUGAUGCGGUAUGUAGCUGGUGCCAUGGGACCAACCAACCGGACACUUUCUAUAUCCCCUUCUGUAGAACACCCUGAUAUGAGGAACGUCACGUUUGAUGAACUUGUUGAAGCAUACACGGAACAGGCUAAAGGCUUAUUGGAUGGUGGGGCAGAUGUACUGCUGGUCGAAACAAUCUUUGAUACUGCUAACUCUAAGGCAGCCCUUUUUGCCAUUGAAGAGCUGUUUAAAGUGGAGAAUAGAAGCUGUCCUAUCUUUGUGUCGGGUACAAUAGUGGACAAAAGUGGUCGGACACUGUCUGGUCAGACCACUGAAGCUUUCCUGAUCAGUGUUUCCCACAGUGAACCCAUGUGUCUUGGCCUGAAUUGUGCCCUGGGGGCAGGGGAGAUGAGGCCCUUCCUGGAGACCGUCAGUAACAACACCAAGGCAUUCACCAUCUGUUACCCAAAUGCUGGACUCCCAAACACAUUUGGUGAGUAUGAUGAAACACCAGAAAUGAUGGCUUCACAGUUGAAGGUGUUUGCCAAGGAUGGUCUUAUCAACAUCAUAGGAGGCUGUUGUGGGACUACACCUGAACACAUCAAAGCAAUUGCUGAAGCUGUAAAGCCCUUCCCACCCCGAAUCCCACCCACCAGUCUUUAUGAGGGCUACAUGCUUCUUUGUGGGCUUGAAGAGGCUCGACUAGGCCCGUACACAAACUUUGUCAACAUCGGAGAGAGGUGCAAUGUCGCAGGCUCCAGGAGGUUUGCAAAUCUCAUUACAAAAGGAAAAUAUGAUGAAGCUUUGAACAUAGCAAAGCUGCAGGUGGAGAAUGGAGCCCAGAUUAUCGAUAUUAACAUGGACGAGGGAAUGUUGGACGGAGUUGCAGCCAUGACCAAGUUUGUCAACCUGAUCUCAUCAGAACCAGACAUUUCAAAAGUGCCGUUGUGUUUAGACUCAUCAAAUUUUGCUGUGAUUGAGGCUGGGCUCAAAUGUACCCAGGGAAAGUGCAUUGUGAACAGUAUCAGCUUGAAAGAAGGAGAGAAGGAUUUUAUAGAAAAAGCUCAGAAGAUAAAGCAGUACGGGGCAGCGGUUGUGGUUAUGGCCUUUGAUGAGGAGGGGCAGGCGACAGAAUCUGCUCGGAAGGUUGAGAUCUGCACGAGAUCCUACAACAUCCUCGUGCAGCAGGUUGGGUUUAACCGUAAUGACAUCAUUUUUGACCCCAACAUCCUCACCAUAGCAACGGGGAUGGAGGAACAUGAUCGAUACGGAAUAGAAUUCAUAGAAGCUACCAAGCUAAUCAAGGCAACACUGCCAGGUGCCCGUGUUAGUGGAGGCUUGUCCAACUUCUCAUUCUCAUUCCGAGGGAUGGAGGCUGUCAGAGAGGCGAUGCACAGCGUUUUUCUUUACCACGCUAUUAAGGCUGGAAUGGACAUGGGAAUUGUGAAUGCUGGCUGCUUGCCCGUGUAUGAUGACAUAGAGCCUAAACUGCUGGAGAUGUGUGAAAAUCUGCUAUGGGCUCGAGACCCUAAUGGCACUGAUAAACUUCUAGCUUAUGCCCAGUCGAUGGGUCAGGGUGGUAAGAAGUUGGUGGUCAGUGACGAGUGGCGGGGCAAGGAUGUGGAGGAGCGACUCUCAUACUCUCUCAUCAAGGGUAUUGACAAGUUUGUUGUUGAGGAUACAGAGGAGGCCAGGCAGAACCUGCAGAAAUACCCAAGACCCCUCAAUGUCAUAGAAGGGCCUCUCAUGAAGGGAAUGAGUGUUGUGGGUGACCUGUUUGGCGCGGGAAAGAUGUUCCUUCCCCAGGUGAUCAAGUCAGCGCGCGUGAUGAAGAAAGCUGUAGGCCACCUGAUACCCUUCAUGGAGGUGGAACGCCAGGAGAGGAUGAAGACCUCGGGAGCUACUGAACUGGAGUCAGCGUAUGUUGGCACUGUUGUCAUCGCAACCGUGAAGGGGGAUGUUCACGACAUCGGCAAAAAUAUUGUGGCUGUGGUGCUGGGCUGUAAUAACUAUAAGGUGAUUGAUCUUGGAGUUAUGACCCCCUGUGAAAAAAUACUGCAAACAGCCAUUGAUCAAAAAGCAGACAUCAUCGGCCUGUCUGGGCUUAUUACCCCCUCUCUGGAUGAGAUGAUUCACGUUGCCAAGGAGAUGCAGAGAAUCGGCAUGCAGGUACCUCUUCUCAUAGGAGGGGCCACAACAUCAAAGACCCACACUGCAGUGAAGAUCGCCCCGAGGUACAAGCAGCCUGUCAUCCAUGUACUUGAUGCUUCCAAAAGUGUUGUUGUGUGUUCCAGCCUGUUGUCCAGGGAUGACCGGGAGGUAUUUCUCGAGGACAUUGUGGAGGAGUAUGAAGAAAUCCGGGAAGAACACUAUGACAGCCUUAAGGAUAGAAAAUACUUGCCCUUAGAGAAGGCUCAGGCCAAAAAGCUCCAUAUAGACUGGUCAGCUGAGCCAGCUCCUGGUCCCCCAUCAUUUAUUGGUGUGAAGAUGUUCGAAGACUAUGAUCUCACCCGCCUGAUACCGUACAUUGACUGGAAACCCUUCUUCGACGUCUGGCAGCUCAGGGGGAAAUACCCUAACAGGGGAUACCCAAAAAUCUUCAAUGAUAAAGCUGUUGGUGCGGAGGCUAAAAAGGUGUAUGAUGAAGCGCAGAAGAUGUUAAAAGAGAUUGUGGCAUCAGGAAGUCUCCAGGCACACGGAGUGGUGGCAUUUUACCCUGCAGCAGGUGUCGGUGAUGAUAUUGAAGUGUACAGUGAGACAGGGGAGGUCCUUGAGACUCUGCAUGGGCUUAGACAACAGGCUGAGAAGGAUUCGGCCUCAAGUGACCCGUACCUAUGUUUAUCAGACUUUAUUGCACCGAAAGGCUCCGAAGUGACUGACCAUAUUGGGCUGUUUGCUGUCACUACUGGACACGGGGUGGAUGUAAUGUGCAAAAAGUUUGAGGAACAGUUUGAUGACUACAGCAUCAUCAUGGUGAAGGCCUUGGCGGACAGACUUGCUGAGGCAUUUGCAGAGGAACUGCAUGAGAGAGUGAGGAGAGAGUUAUGGGGCUAUGUAAAGACAGAAAAUCUCGAUGCUGCCGAACUCCACAAAAUCAAAUAUCAGGGUAUUCGUCCUGCACCUGGCUACCCAAGCCAACCAGACCAUACAGAAAAGGAUGCCAUGUGGCGACUGCUGCGAGCCGACAAGGUUGGGAUCACACUCACCGAGUCUCUCGCCAUGGAGCCUGCCGCAUCUGUGUCAGGAAUAUACUUCGCGCACCCACGGAGCUCUUACUUUGCUACAGGAAAAGUGAACAAAGAUCAGGUUGUGAACUACGCAGCAAGAAAACAGAUGGACAUCAGUGUAGUGGAGCGAUGGCUGGGCACCAAUCUAGCAUACGAUGUGGAGUAGAAUGGACAGUGCUGAAUCUUGAUAAUUAGAAUAAGAUGAUACCCCCUGAUAAUGAAAAAAACCUGUUGAUAACUUAAAUAUUUAUCAAGUUUGUGCAUGAAAAUGAUUACAGUUUUCUGAUUUAGAAGUGAUAAUCCAAAUCUAUUUAUUUCUGAUACUAAAAGGGGUAGAAAUUAGGGCUGCCAUUUGAUGGUGAUUAGUGACAUUGUUGACUUUGUAUGACAUACAUGUAGGUGGUUGUGUGGUUUCACAAAAAAAACUCGUUUUAGAAAAUACUAGCAUGAGGGCAGGUAGAUUUGUCAACCAGAAUAGACUCCUUGAUCUCAAAUAUGAAUGAAAGUUUUAUGAAUUAAAUUUUGUGAUAAAACAACAAUACGCUAACUUUCUCCAUGCAUGUUGGAAUCUUUGAAUAUAAACUAUUAUAUCCAUGACAGCUCAGUCUUUGACAUUAUUUCUUUGGACUAAACACCAGACAUUAAUCGAACAAAUAAGUGAACUGUUAGUUUUCAUUCACAUUGAAUGAACCUUAGAUUUGCAAGAUUGUACAAUUAAUUAUUAUUUUUGUAUUACACAUCUGUUGAACACAAUUAUAUACCUAAUUAAAUAGUGAGUGUACAAAUUGAUAUUAACAAAUAUUAGGGCAUUCUUUUGUUUUAUUAAAUGUGCUUUAUCUUGUUUUAUCAUUAAAAUAACAGUCGGGCGCGACGCUAGCCCUCUAUUCAGGUGGAAUCAUAAUUGUGCUAGGGGGAAACCAUGGUGCAUUCUGGGCGGUUUGAGGUGCUAUUUUUUUAGUACUGGAAAAUGGACAGGUUUAGGAUCAUUUAGUCAAGUACGCAAACUGCAUCUUCGGCUGAUUUAUUAUUUUUAUUUUUUUAUUCAGAAUCAUGUGAAGUCAGCCGCGUACUCGCGUAUAGGCAGCUACGCUCCUGACAGUGUAUAUUUUGAGCAUUCAUCUUCAUACUUUUGUAUGAUAUUUGGUAAUUUUAGAAAAGUGAUUUGUUAUUUUUAUGCCCCCGAAGGUGGGCAUAUUAAAAUUGCACCGUCCGUCCGUCCGUCCGUCCGGCUCUGUAACUUCCCCUUGUAUGGACUGAUUUUAAAAUAACUUGCCACAUGUGUUCCACAUACCAAGGCUACGUGUGGCGUGCAAGACUCGUGUCCCUACCUCAAAGGUCAAGGUCACACUUAGUGUUUAUUCACAAUGGAGUGCUGCAUAUAAGGACAUAGAGUAUAGGUUGUCGUGUCCGGGCUGUAACUUUCCCUUGUAUGGACAGAUUUUAAAAUAACUUGCCACAUGUGUACCACAUACCAAGACGACGUGUCGCGUGCAAGAUCCGUGUCCCCACCUCAAAAGUCAAGGUCACACUUAGUGUUUAUUCACAAUGGAGUGCUGCAUAUAAGGACAUAGAGUAUAGGUUGUCGUGUCCGGGCUGUAACUUUCCCUUGUAUGGACAGAUUUUAAAAUAACUUGCCACAUGUGUUCCAC